Molecule: messenger RNA, 1612 nt
Organism: Scomber scombrus (Atlantic mackerel)
Lineage: Eukaryota; Metazoa; Chordata; Actinopteri; Scombriformes; Scombridae
Gene: pmpcb
Product: peptidase, mitochondrial processing subunit beta
Exons: 13
Coding region: 15-1469 (484 amino acids)
Cellular component (GO): mitochondrion
Molecular function (GO): metalloendopeptidase activity; metal ion binding
Source: RefSeq, a predicted model, not a curated record
GUGACAUAAACAAUAUGGCUGCUGGGUCGUUACAGCGCCUCUCAUCUGCUGGGAGAUAUCUCCUACAGAGACAGUUACUGAAGACUAACUCUUUUAGCAGGCUUACAGCCGGACAGCACAGACUCUGGGCAACUCAGGCUGCUCACCAGGUGGCCCUAAAUGUUCCUGAGACCAAGUUGACCUCCUUAGAAAAUGGGCUCCGCGUGGCCUCUGAGGACUCCGGGCUCCCCACAUGCACUGUGGGCCUCUGGAUAGACGCCGGUAGUCGCUAUGAGAACCAGAGAAAUAAUGGCACGGCACAUUUUCUGGAACAUAUGGCAUUUAAGGGUACCAGGAAGCGCUCCCAGCUGGACCUGGAGUUGGAGAUUGAGAACAUGGGGGCUCACCUGAACGCCUACACAUCCCGGGAGCAGACUGUGUACUACGCCAAAGCUUUCUCUAAAGAUCUUCCUCGAGCCGUGGAGAUCCUGGCCGACAUCAUCCAGAACAGCAUGCUGGGGGAGGCCGAGAUCGAGAGGGAGCGAGGGGUGAUCCUCAGAGAGAUGCAGGAAGUGGAGACCAACCUGCAGGAAGUGGUGUUCGACUACCUGCACGCCACCGCGUACCAGUCUACAGCGCUGGGCAGGACCAUCCUCGGCCCCACCGAGAACAUCAAGACCAUUAACAGAGGAGACCUGGUGGAGUACAUCACCACUCACUACAAAGGACCCAGGAUAGUGUUGGCUGCUGCUGGAGGAGUUUCUCAAGAUGAGCUCAUCGAUUUGGCCAAGUAUCACUUCGGAAAGCUUCCCGGCAGAUACGAGGGUGAGGCCCCGGCACUUCCCCCAUGCCACUUCACAGGAAGUGAGAUCCGUGUGCGUGACGACAAGAUGCCCCUGGCUCACAUCGCCAUCGCAGUGGAAGCGGUAGGGUGGUCGCACCCGGACACCAUCCCUCUCAUGGUGGCCAACACGCUGAUCGGAAACUGGGACCGCUCAUUCGGCGGAGGGGUGAAUCUGUCCAGUAAGCUGGCUCAGAUGGCCUGUCAGGGGAACCUGUGCCACAGCUUUCAGUCCUUCAACACCUGUUACACAGACACAGGCCUGUGGGGCCUGUACAUGGUGUGCGAGCCCGGCACCAUCAACGAAAUGAUGCACUUCACUCAGAUGGAAUGGAUGUCUCUUUGCACGAGCGUGUCGGAGAGCGAGGUGGCACGCGCCAAAAAUCUGCUCAAGACCAACAUGCUCCUGCAUCUCGACGGAUCCACCCCUAUCUGCGAGGACAUCGGCAGACAGAUGUUGUGCUACAGCCGCAGGAUCCCUCUGCAUGAGCUGGAGUCCAGAAUAGACGCCAUCGAUGCUACCACCAUUAAGGAUGUGUGCACCAAAUAUAUCUACAACAAAGCUCCUGCCAUUGCUGCUGUUGGUCCAAUUGAACAGCUGCCAGACUACAACCAGAUCCGCAGCGGAAUGUUCUGGAUGAGAACCUGAGCUGAACCCCUUAACCCUCUGAAGACACAUCACCCAUCAACUGUACAGCACACAAACACAAAGUCACUAUUUAACUAUUGUCUGUAGUAUUUUUUCCUCCUUUAAUUUUUUAUUAUAAAAUAAAGACCAACACAAUAAUGUUA